Cooperia oncophora is the source of this 363-nucleotide messenger RNA. The record is from the annotation of a GenBank genome assembly. NCBI's taxonomy places the organism in Eukaryota, Metazoa, Nematoda, Chromadorea, Rhabditida, Trichostrongylidae.
AUGCUGUGCCCGGCCAAAGCGCUAUCAGUGGACCAAUUCCAAUUUAGGUACCAUAGGUGCUGCUGCCGAGACUCUUCGAAAAAUCGAACUCGAAAAUGCACAAGCGCGAUCCGUUGCUGGGGCAUUGACUCCGAAUCCUUAGGGUCUAGAUCACAAGGUGAAAAAUCACCUUCUGGUAAAGAGAUCGUAGUCGACUCCAAACUAGAACUUAAUAGGGGAAGGCGGUAUGGCCUUAUUGGCCUAAAUGGGAGCGGUAAAUCAAUAGUCAUGCACGCCAUUGUCGACAGGGAGCUUCCUAUUCCUGAAACCGUUGAUAUGUACUUGAUUGUUCCGGAAAUGGUGAAGGCCUCGAAGUGCCACUGA